Camellia sinensis is the source of this 3207-nucleotide messenger RNA. Its product is annotated as Leucine-rich repeat protein kinase family protein. Gene Ontology annotation, molecular function: protein kinase activity; ATP binding; protein binding. NCBI's taxonomy places the organism in Eukaryota, Viridiplantae, Streptophyta, Magnoliopsida, Ericales, Theaceae. The record is from RefSeq and is a predicted model, not a curated record. Gene Ontology annotation, biological process: protein phosphorylation.
AGGGAGAGAGGGAGAGACUUUCAACUGUCGUAUGGGAAAAGACCCACUUCAUCAAUUCAGUACAUAUAUAUCUCACAAUCUUCAACGAAAAACACUAAAGAUUUCAUCACAGAACAGAAGAGCCCAGGCUGCGUCUCAUCUCUCUCUCUCUCUCUCUCUCCCUUCAUUUUUUUUUCAAAGAACAAGUAGUCUUACUGUGUAUUGCAGGAGAAAUGUUUGUUCAAGGUUCGCUUAACUUGUUCAACAGUCCACCACUGUAAAAGCAUCACAGGUUCACACUAGAGCUCCAAAGGUAGCAUUUUCAGUUCUCUUUCUCUCUAAAUCUUUGUUGGGUUUUCAUCACCACUAUGUUUUCCAUCUUUCAUUGAGUCUGCCAUUGUGCAGCAUAACCUUCCUUCUCUUGUUGAACAGCCUUGUCUACUAUCUCUUCAAUCCCUCCAACACAUGCUAUUGGGUUCAUGAAUAUUUCAUAUUUUCCAUACUCUUAUUAGUUUCUCAAGUAAUAGACAACUCAGUGCACGAAACUCCUACUAAAGUAGGAUUUGGAGAGGUUGUUUCUAUGCUUUGAAUCCAGAGUCACCAACAGCGCUAACAACAAGCUUUAUUGUUGGACUUAGCAGCCUUAGCAAGUAAUCAUUAGAAAGAUAUAGGAUUCCUGAGCUCGGUCUAGGGGAGAGGUUGUUUCAAUGAUUUGAACUCCUGCCACCAAAAACACUAACAACAAGCCAUACCGUUGUGUCUAGCUACCCUUAUCAAGUAAAAAAGAUAGGAUUGAUGGGGUGGUCUAGCUUGUUCCUACUACUAUGCCUUUCUUUGACUUUCUUUAUCAUGGGUAGCCAUCAAUUACAGUCCUCACAAACCCAAAUACUUCUUCAGCUGAGGAAGCAAUUGGAGUAUCCAAAACAACUGGAGAUUUGGUAUAACAACAGUACCAUAGAUUAUUGCUAUUUGUCAUCUCCACAAGUGGACAUCACAUGCCAUGACAACUCUGUCACUCAUCUCAGAAUCUUGGGUGACAAGCCCAAAAGGGUAGUAACCAACUUUCAUGGAUUUGCAAUUCCUAAUCAAACCCUAUCAGAGACCUUCUCUAUGGACUCUUUUGUAGCCACCUUGGCAAGGCUAACCAGCUUGAGAGCUGUUACCCUGUCCUGUUUGGGCAUUUGGGGUCCACUUUCUGACAAGAUCCAUAGAUUAUAUUCACUUGAACAUUUGGAUUUGAGUUCAAAUUUUAUAUUUGGUUCUGUUCCUCCUAAGAUUUCUAGAAUGGUGAAGCUUCAAACUCUCAAACUGGAUGGAAAUUUCAUCAAUGGUACCUUCCCUCAUUGGUUUGAUUCACUACCAAAUCUAACCAAUUUAAGCUUGUCAAACAAUGAGUUCUCUGGUAAAUUACCUGAUUUAACUACCUUAACUAGCCUAUGUGUACUGGAUUUGAGUCACAAUUCCUUCUCUGGUGAAAUUCCCCGGAAAUAUAGCCGAUUGGUUUGGCUUCAACGCCUUGAUCUCUCAUCUAAUCUUCUAAAAGGAACACCUCCAGCUGCAAUUUUCUCUUUUCCCAACAUAACUCAUUUGGAUAUUUCAUCAAACAUGUUGAGUGGAUCAGUUCCCACCCAUUUGACUUGUGGAAGUCAACUUCAGUUUGUCGAUGUAUCUAACAACAGGUUCAGAGGCUUGUUGCCUUCUUGUUUGAGCAAUGCAUCAGAUAAGAGAGUUGUUAAGUCUGCUGGGAAUUGCUUGUCAACUCAUUUGGGACAUCAUCAGCAUCCAGAAUCAUUUUGUGUGGAAGUUCACAUGAAGAGGAAAGAAUCCAAAACAAAGGAUGUAGUAAUAUUAGCGUGUGUCAUUGGAGGAGUUUUCGGAGUUUUUGUGCUUUUAGCAUUCAGCUUUCUUGUUGUUAGCAGAAAAUACUGCCCACGAGGAACGUCGGAGCAACAUUUGCUGCAUAAGGAUGUGCAGGACAAUUCUGUGACAGGCUACUCCUCGGAUAUCCUAAUGAGUGCAAGGUUUGUUUCUGAAGAAGCAAAGCUAGGCAUAGAAGUUAUGCCAUUGUGUAGGUUGUUUUCUUUGGGAGAAUUAAUGGAAGCUACAAACAACUUUGAUAAGUCUACCUUAAUGGGUGAAGGUUCUUAUGGGAAGCUUCACAGAGGAAGAUUAGAGAAUGGGACACAAGUAGCCAUUAGAUGCCUGACUUUGUCAAGAAGAUACACAAUCCGAAAUCUUAAACUCAGAUUGGAAAUGAUUGCAAAGCUUCGGCACCCACAUUUGGUUUGCCUCUUGGGCCACUGCAUUGAUGUUAGUCGACACAACGAAUCUAAUGCAAGCCAAGUCUAUCUUAUAUAUGAAUAUGUGCCCAAUGGGGAUUAUCGCACACAUCUCUCAGAGAAUAGUCCAGAAAAGGCCCUCAAUUGGUCGGACAGAUUGGCAGCUCUAAUCGGUGUUGCAAAGGCAGUGCACUUCCUACAUACUGGAAUAAUUCCCAGUUUCUUUAACAACCGAUUGAAAGCUAAUAAUAUACUGCUGAAUGAGCAUCAUAUGGCAAAGCUGAGUGACUAUGGCCUCUCUAUGUUUGCAGAAGUUGAUAAACGUGAGGCAAAGGAAGAUUUUCUUAAAUCAUGGCAAAUGAAAUCGUUAGAGGAUGAUGUUUAUAGCUUUGGAUUCAUAUUACUUGAGUCAAUUAUUGGGCCAACCAUAUCUGCAAGGAGGGAGGCGUUUUUGCUAAAUGAAAUGGUGUCCUUCAGCAGCCCAGAUGGCCAAAGGGAGAUCGUGGAUCCACUCGUACUGGCUACUUGUUCACAAGAAUCGCUGUCAAUCGUUAUCUGCAUAGCGAAGAAGUGCAUUUCUCCGGAUUCAUCUCCUCCGUCUUUCGAGGAUGUACUCUGGAACUUACAGUAUGCAGCUCAACUGCAGGAGGCAACUGUUGAUGGUGACCAAAGAUCCGGGGCACAGUCACCUUCAUAAAGUUGUUCUCAGUGAUACGUGCCUCAAUAUUUCUAGCUUUCACACACUUUGCCUAUAGUUUUGUUGUUGGAAAUUGUAAUGUAUGUGUAUUUUGUAUGCAUGUCUAUUAGUCCUGACAAAGAUCAAAAGGUGAGUGAUAAGUUUCUGUAAAUUUUCUAUGUCAUUGAGCCUUUAGAUAAACUUAUGUGUAUGACACUUAUGUUCUUUUAGAGCAUGUACUCUUGUGACUGGUAUUAUUUCUUGAUCUGCGAA